Messenger RNA from Rubroshorea leprosula, 1714 nucleotides. The record is from the annotation of a GenBank genome assembly. NCBI's taxonomy places the organism in Eukaryota, Viridiplantae, Streptophyta, Magnoliopsida, Malvales, Dipterocarpaceae.
GUUCUCUCUCUCCCCUUCAUUGUCUCUCUGGUUCUACUUCGCACGAGUUAGGGUUUCUGGAUCUCGUUCUUAUGAUCUCCGGAUUCGUCUCUCGAGCUAUCCCGUUCAAGAUUCAUCGUCUUGUGGUUGAUCUAUACUGCUGAGGUUAUUGUGUUGAAACUGCAAUCUGAAAGCAGGAUCAGUUAUUUUUCAGUUGGUGAUACGUGGUACAUUGGCCUGGUGAUACACUAACAGAGGACUUCUUGUAUCUAUGCUGGUGGAUAGCAUGCGUGGAAUCUGUGAUUCGGGUAAUGCCCCUGACGAGAAAUUUCACCGAUGCAUUCGGUCUGUUAACAAUUUGUCUCGUGGCUUUGUUGGUUCUGCUCGGUUUGUGCUGCAUUGCUUACUCGUUUUACUUCCGCAUUCAAGUUCGUAGGCAAGCAUUUACCCAACUAAGUUAUUUUAGUGGCCCUUGGAUAAUCAGGAUCACAUUCAUAUUACUUGCAAUCUGGUGGGGUUUUGGUGAAGUUGUUCGACUCAGUUUUUUGAGAAAGGAGGGAGGAGUGUUGCAUGCCCACACUUUGCAAUGGCAGGAGACCGUCUGCAAAUGUUACAUUGUCUCAAAUUUAGGUUUUGCAGAACCUUGCCUCUUCCUCACUCUUGUGUUUCUUCUUCGUGCACCCUUACAAAAGAUGGAGAAUGGAAUUCUGAGCCAAAACUGGAAUGGGAAAACUGUACUUCGUACUCUUCUCUCCUGCCUUCCUAUUUUUCUCCUUCAACUCUUUGUUAUUUUAAUUGGGCCCCAGUUAAGCAAGGGUAAGAGUUCAGGACAUGGUUUUCCUGCAUAUUUCACGAGAGCAGCAUAUCAGUCAAUCAAUAUUACCAUCUGCACUUACCCUUUACUGAAUACUAUCCUUCUGGGCCUUUUUACCACAGUCUUGACUGUCUAUUUGUUUUGGCUUGGAAGGCGGAUUUGGAAAUUGGUUAUCAAUAAGGGUUUGCAGAAGAGAGUUUAUACUUUGAUAUUCUCAGUUUCAAGUUUCCUUCCAUUGAGGGUUCUUUUACUUGGUCUAUCUGUUUUGCCUAAAUCAGAUGAUUUAAAGUCUGAAGCUCUUACAUUCUUAGCUUUUCUUGCCUUGGUAUGCUUUGUUGGGAUCUGCAUUUGCAUGCUUGUUUACUUGCCAAUUGCGGAUUGUCUAGCCCUAGGAAGCCCACAUGACUUGGAGGCUAGGAGAAGGGUUCUUGAUGAACAGAAUGACACCAUUUCUCUCAUUGCUAACCAGAGCCAUCUUGAAGAAAGCAGUGGGAUAAGCCCUGAGAGGAACUCUGAUGCCUCUACCAAGCGAGGAUCAAUUUCUUUUCGAGCUUAUGGAAAAGAUGGGAGCUCAACUGGAACAUUGGUUGAACUAAGCCUCUUCUCUCCUAGUCGAGAUGCAACCCCACCAGGAUCACCUCCUCUUCUGGGCUGGCCAAUGCGCUAUCCGACACAAGUACAAGAACCCCAAAAGUGACUAGAUCAAGAUACUGAUUACUUGUGGUGAAUAUCUCAAUUUUGUGAUAAAGAAAACUGAUUGUAAAGAGUUUAGUUUUAAUAAGGAUUUUUAUUCUUGGUUUGUUUUCUAAUAUUAGAUUUGAAGGUUUUGCUUAUGAUCUGAAGCUCUAUUGUAACAUUCUUCUCGACAAUAUUUUUCUUCUUUGUUCCCAAGAUUAUCAUUCAUGGUCAUGUAUGACAAUA